Penicillium paradoxum is the source of this 1290-nucleotide messenger RNA. Its product is annotated as rRNA-binding ribosome biosynthesis protein RPF1. The record is from RefSeq and is a predicted model, not a curated record. Gene Ontology annotation, molecular function: rRNA primary transcript binding. The transcript has a single exon. The coding region runs from base 1 to 1290 and encodes 429 amino acids. Gene Ontology annotation, biological process: maturation of 5.8S rRNA; maturation of LSU-rRNA. Gene Ontology annotation, cellular component: nucleolus; preribosome, large subunit precursor. NCBI's taxonomy places the organism in Eukaryota, Fungi, Ascomycota, Eurotiomycetes, Eurotiales, Aspergillaceae.
AUGGGUGUCAAAGGUCGAUCAGGUCCGCCUCCGGGCGUUAUGGGCGAUGAGAAGACCGGCAACAAGCUGCGCCGAAAGAUGAACCAUGUCAAGCGCAAGAGAGCCAAAGAUGCUGCGCGCCGAGAGGAGCGCUAUGCUUUCAAGAAAGAGGAAGCCAAGAACCCCAAACUCAGAGAAGAACGACUUCGCCGCAAUAUUCCUCUCACUCUCGAGCGCAAGCGUGUCUGGAACGAACCCGACAACGAUACCGACGAAACUGGGCUGGGACUGAGUGUUGAUGUUGAGCGCAUUAAGCGCGCCAAGAAAGAGGAGGAAGAUGAACUCAACCGACCAUUGGAAGAGGGCGAGGAUGAUAGCGAGGCUCCGGAGUCAGACAAUGAGUCUGUCGACAGUAUGCUUGAAUCAGACAACAGCGAAGACGAAGAUGAGGAAAAAGACGAAGACGAAGCUGCCAGCCGUGGCCGGAAGAAGUCCUCGCUCCCAACUGCAACAGAACGCGCCACAAGUCCUACUCAGUCCACACGCAGCACAAACCUAAGCCUCGCACCUGAAGCAUUGGCCGCCAAAUUCCCUACACUCUUCACCGACGGACCUCCGCCCACCCCGAAAAUCCUCAUUACCACCGGCCUCAACUCCACCCUCCACGCCGAAGCCGAGAUCCUGACCGAUAUGUUCCCGAACAGUGUGUAUAUCCGACGCAAUGCACACCGGUACUCGCACAAAUUCUCAGUCCGCGAGAUUUCUAAAUUCGCCGCAAACCGCAACUUCACGACUGUAAUUGUGUUGAAUGAGGACCAGAAGAAGCCCUCUGGCUUGACGAUGGUGCACUUGCCCGUCGGCCCGACUUUCCACUUCACCAUCAGCAACUGGAUUGAAGGCAAGCGGCUUCCGGGACACGGCCGAUCCACCGAACACUGGCCUGAGCUGAUUCUCAACAACUUCCGUACUCCUCUUGGUCUUUUGACCGCGCAUUUGUUCCGCACACUCUUCCCACCUCAGCCAGACUUUGAGGGCCGACAAGUCGUUACUCUGCACAACCAGCGUGAUUACAUCUUCGUUCGCCGUCAUCGCUACGUCUUCCGCGAGAAGCGUGAGACCGAGAAGGCUGUCGUUGGUGCUGACGGCAAAGAGAUGGCUGGUGCUGAGGGCAUUCGCACCGGUCUACAGGAACUGGGACCCCGUUUUACUUUGAAGCUGCGUCGUGUUGAUAAGGGUAUCCAGCGUGCCAGUGGACAGGAGUGGGAAUGGAAGGGUGGAAUGGAGAAGACGAGAACUUUGUUCCAGCUGUAA